Didymodactylos carnosus is the source of this 3021-nucleotide messenger RNA. The record is from the annotation of a GenBank genome assembly. Lineage: Eukaryota; Metazoa; Rotifera; Eurotatoria; Philodinida; Philodinidae.
AUGGAAGACCCUCAACGGGAACAGUAUGUUUAUACAUAUACGUAUCAAUCAGAUGGAGAUGGUGGACAAACGCCUCAGUCAAAUACAGUGAAAGUAACAACAACGGUUGAAGAAGAAACAACGCCAGAUGGUACAAAAGUUGUACGAAAAAAAGAAGAAUCACAACAAGUAUCAAAAGUCACCAAAAUUCAAACGAUAACACGUGUUCAUAGACAUCUAAUUGAUCCGAUAACGGGUGAAAUAAUAAGACAAGAUGAUCCCAGAUAUCAGGCAUUAAUAAAUGAAUACGGAGAACCAAAUGCGACAUGGUCCGAUGAGCAAGUUUUUUACGAAGGAAAUGGACCAACGAACGGUCUGACAACAUCACACGUCAGUACAACAACAAAUGGUAUUUCUCCAACAUCUUCACAACACAAAUCUCAAGAAAGAACACGAUCUCGUACCGAAGAAUCAUCGUCUGCACGUUCAUCACAACGUUCAACUCAUCGUCAACAUGAAUUUGAUCAAGUUGAUCACAGAACUGAUCGUAGUACAUAUGCCGAUAUUGAAACAGUAAUGAACAAUGGAACAUCUAGUUCAGCAGCAUUAAGACGGAAAGGUGUUAGUCCAUUAGGACAAGGAAAUUUUGCAACGGGGUUAAGUGGUACUGACAAAACAAUCGGACGUUUAAUUGAUCCAAAUGAAAACCGCUAUUCAAAUGGAACUCAUUCAUCGGGACGUACUUCCGUACAAAAAUAUGCAAAAAAUACGGGUACUUCUACUAAUGGCUAUACUACAGAUAUUGUAACAUCAACAACACGUCCGGCAGAUAUGACACGUUAUUUAACAAAUAAUGAACCAGAAAAUAACAAAAUUAGUAACGACGAACAAAUUAUUGAUUAUGAUCCAAAUGAUCCUAAUUUAGUGGAUGAACCAUAUUUAGAUGUUGAAAACCCAUAUGAAGGGCUUGGUCCUGGAAGAGAAGAUAUUGGUCGUGGUUUAACGGCAACGGCCGGACGACAAUCACCAGAUAGUAUAGGACAUGCACCUCCCGGUUAUAGUGAAGACUACGGUACGUUAAGUCGUUUAUAUGCACCCUAUGGUGGUGAAGAUGAUUUUCGAAAUCGUUCACCAUCAAUUGACACUGAAUUUCGAGAACAACGCUGGAGAGAUCCCGACCUUCAAGAAGUAAUCGAAUAUCUUGCUCAUACAAGCGAUGUUAUCAAGGAAAAUGCUGCUGCAUAUUUACAACAUUUAUGCUACAAUGAUGAUGGAAUCAAAGCCAAAACACGUGCCUUGAAUGGUAUUGCUUAUCUAGUAGCUUUAUUGGAACAUGAAAAAUCAGAAAUUCAAAAAAAUGCAUGCGGAGCAUUAAGAAAUUUAUGUUAUGGAAAACGAAAUGAUGAAAAUAAGCUUGAACUAAAAAAUCGAGGCGGUAUACCCGCACUAAUUCGAUUACUAAGACGUACACCGUUCGAAGAUGUUCGCGAAGCAGUUACAGCCGUUCUUUGGAAUGCUUCUUCCUCAGUGGCACUAAAAGGUCAAAUAUUAGAUGAUGGUUUAAUGGUUCUUGUUAAAAAUAUCAUUAUUCCAUUUUCUGGAUGGGAUCCUGACCCUAAUCAACGACUUAAUCCACAGGGAAAGUUCCCAGCAGUAUUUAAAAAUGCCACAGGAAUACUCAGAAAUUGUUCAUCAGCUGAUUAUGAUGGUCGACGUAAAAUGCGUGAUUGUGACGGUUUUAUUCCAGCGUUAUUACAUGCUGUUAAUUCAUCGUUACAAUCAAAUGAAAUUGACAAUAAAUCGAUUGAAAAUUGUAUGUGUAUAUUAAGAAAUUUAUCCUAUAAAUUACAAGAGAUAAUUGACCGUGAUUACGAUAAAAACUAUCCGGCUAUGGCAGCUGCUGUUGCCAGUUCAACAUCAUCUUCGUGGAGUGUUAAUCCUACUCACCAUGAUGAUAAGAUAAAAACAGGUUGUAUGGGAUCAAAAAGAAAACCAAAACAACUCCAACAACAGCAACAACAACAGCAACAAUAUUUACAAAAUCAGUUAAACAAUCGUCAACAACGUGAACAGAGUCGUGAACCACCAUCAAAUAUUUAUGCAAUUUUGGCACCACGCGAAGGACGUCCAGUUGAAUUACUUUGGCAAACAGAUGUUAUUGGAACAUACGUUCAUUUACUAAGACAUAGUAGUAAUCCUGAUACUCUUGAAGCAACAGCUGGUUGUAUACAAAAUCUCACUGCUUGUUAUUGGAAACCAUCGAAUGAUUUAAGAGCAGAAGUACGAAAAGCUCGCGGUUUACCGGAACUUGUUGAUUUAUUACAUGUCGAUGAAUGUGAUGCAGUUGUUAAUGUCUCAGCAAUUGCAUUGAGAAAUUUAGCUAUUGAUCCAACCAAUCGUGAAGUACUCGGUACUUAUGCAAUGAAAGAUUUAAUUGAUGUAUUACCAAAACAAACUGAUCAACGUCGACGACAUUCAGAUGAAACAAUAGCUUCUGUUCUAGCUGCAAUUAAUGAAAUUAUACGAGUCAAUGAUGCACAUGCUAAGUCCUUAUUUGAAAAAGAGGGUGUUCAACGAAUGAUAUUCAUAAUGAAUAGUAAACCACAUACAUUUAAUUCUAAAGUAAUCAAAUAUACCGCACAUGUUUUAAGUACAAUGUGGAAGCAUCGAAGUUUACAAGAAUUAUAUAAAAAACAUGGUUACAAAGAAAGUGACUUUAUACAUCAUCGUCUAUUGAAUUCGAAAUCAUUAACAUCUAGUCCACAAUCAACAUUACAUCGACCUAGAGGAGAUCUAGGACAACCAACGUCUUAUUUAAGUAAAGGAAAACAAAUUGUUAGACCACAAAAACACGGAGGAGGUGAAGAAUAUCGAAUGCGUAAAAUGAAUCAAAGUGUUGAGAAUCUUCCGCGACCAUAUGGCGACGGGAUACUACCUACCAGAGAUCCACAUGCGGACUUGUAUGCAACAGUGCAUAAACAUCGUCCACAACAAGUCCAAUCGACUUGGGAUCAUUCUACAUCGCCCGAUUCUUGGGUUUAA